AUGGCUCCAGAGAUCACCUUCCACGACUUGACGUCCCAAAAGUGGCCUUAUUCCUGGUCGCCAUUUACCCUCCGCACAACGCAAUGCCUAAACUAUCUCGAGCUCACCUAUAAACACAACGAGAUCUCAUAUCCAGACAUUGCAAAGACACUCUCAUCACUAGGUGUCAAGCCCGACCCUGAAGAUGUCGGCGAGGCCAUUCAGUUUACCCUCCCCGCCAUCUCUAUCGACGAUGAAACGAUAAUGGGCUCGUUCGCCAUUGCCGAAAAGUUGGCAGCUCUCGAUAAGGCGUACGAGAAGAAAUUGUUUCCUCAGGGCGACAAAUCAAAGGAUGCGGUCAAGACUCUUGAGAAGGAAAUUGUACCGCAAAUGGCGACAGGCAUGGGAGGUAUGCGCAAACACGUCAUUGCGUUUGUGCCUUUCUUUUUGGAUGAGAGGGGUGCUGAGUAUUUCUAUGCCACUCGCGAACCCAAGCUUGGUAAGCUGGAAGAUCUCAGAAAAGUGGCUCUAGAGGAAGAAAAGGAGAAAGGAUGGAAAGAAUUAGUCCAGGCGGCUGCGAUACCUGUCUUGGACUUUUACAAGCAGAUUGAUGGCGAGGAGAAGGGUAUCUUCGCAUAUGGAGGAAACAAGCCACAGUUUGUAGACUUUUGUGUUGUAGGCUUUGUGCAGUGGUGGAUUUGUGCUCGUGGAGAAGAAGAGAUUAUGGCUGCGUUGGAAGAGGUCGGAGAUGGUAGGCUUGCAAAAAUCAUGAAGGGCUGCGAACGAUUGAUGAACCCUAGGGAAGUAUGA
Aureobasidium uvarum is the source of this 789-nucleotide messenger RNA. Lineage: Eukaryota; Fungi; Ascomycota; Dothideomycetes; Dothideales; Saccotheciaceae. The record is from the annotation of a GenBank genome assembly.